This is a messenger RNA of Leptidea sinapis, 4114 nucleotides long. Its product is annotated as leucine-rich repeat and immunoglobulin-like domain-containing nogo receptor-interacting protein 3. NCBI's taxonomy places the organism in Eukaryota, Metazoa, Arthropoda, Insecta, Lepidoptera, Pieridae. Gene Ontology annotation, cellular component: plasma membrane. The record is from RefSeq and is a predicted model, not a curated record. The coding region runs from base 441 to 3188 and encodes 915 amino acids. Gene Ontology annotation, molecular function: protein binding. The transcript has 5 exons.
UUUAUUCUUUUCCAGUCACUAGUGUAGGUACGCCACGGCCGUAGUGACAGUGUAUCGUAAUAUUAUUUUGUGCAAAUUAUGUAUUGAGGUUGAAUAAACUACCUACGUUGUGUUUGAAUGGUGUUCAAUAACAAAUCCAAAUAUUGGAAACAUAUGUGAGAUGGUGUUUAUUGCGAAGGCUUGUAAGGAAGGAUGCCUGUUGUCAAUCACAUCUGCUUUAACUUAGAACGUGGAUUAUGCAAGUUGGAGUGAAAUGUGAACAGUGUUAGGUAAAUGUCUUGUGUUAAACGAUAAAAUAAUACAUAUAUUGUGGUUAUUUGAUAUUGGGCAAUGUGUAGUGAGCCACAUGUGUCGGCACAGAAAGUUACAAUCAAGAAAAUGGACUAUGGACAGCCAUGAAUUCGUUUCAUUUGUCCAAUGACUAUGUGGGUUGAUAUAUAAUGCGGUGGCUGCGCAAAAUAUUGGCGCUGGCAAUUAUUUGCACAGCUGUUAAGUGCGAUCCCUGUCCAACUAACUGUGUCUGCAUGAAAAUACGCCUGGCGUGUUCCAACGUGACGCUCCCCAAAAACAAGCUCACACGAGCUAUAUUGGAAACAUACCCAGUAGCUCAACAAGAAUUUAUUUGGACGGACUCCGACCUCCAGAGCUUAGAGAUAGAAAUAUUCAACGGGCUACACAAACUUGAGUACAUCGACUUAAGUAGGAACGAAAUCAAAAGGACUCAUCACGGGCUAUUUGCUGGACUGAACCUGUUAAUACAUUUAAAUUUAUCCAGGAACCAAAUCGAAGACAUACCUCGAUUUACGUUCGCCGAUUUAGAAAAUUUAGAAGUUCUAGAUGUUUCACACAACAAAUUACAAGUCCUUCCAUUCCAGGUGUUCUUACCAAUGACUAGAUUGCACUAUUUAGAUUUAUCUUACAAUAAAAUAUCUACGUUCUUAGAUUACUACUUUAGCCCUAAUCGCCAACUGAAAACUCUGUUCCUAAACAAUAAUAACCUAGUCAAAAUAACGCCAAACUCUCUAGUCGACCUAUUGCAACUGGAAAUACUGGACAUCUCGAACAACAGUUUAGAAUAUAUACCAAAGCAGAUAUUUGAAGCGCUAACAGAACUGAGAGAGCUAAAUAUAAGUUACAAUAAGUUUCAAAACAUAUCACAAGAUGCUUUUAGAAGUCUCCAUAAACUAAGAGUUCUCGACUUGGGAGGUAAUCGACUGAGACUGCUUUCGCCUAUGUUCUUCCGGCAUAACACAAAUCUAAAAUCAAUCUACCUCGAUCAAACGGAAAUAACCGUGAUACAGAAUACUAACUUUCAAGGCUUGGAGCACUUAGAAGAACUUUAUAUACGAAGAAAUAUCUUCUUACGCGAAAUUGAGGCCUAUGUGUUCCAAGACACACCGUCGCUAACACAUCUUGAUAUAAGCAAUAAUUCAUUAACAUUUUUGCCUCUGUCGCUAAAUAUGUUGGAUAAUUUAGAAGCGUUAAAUAUAGGAGGAAAUCCGUGGGCGUGCGAUUGUCGUAUGGCGUGGUUUGGUAAUUGGGCCGACAAGAGAAAAAACAUCAUAAAGUCAGAUCUGAGUUGUAGAAAUAGCUAUCCAAAUGAUAUGUUAACUAUUUUAAAUAAUACAAAUUGUAGAGCACCUCAUUUAGUUAGUAAGAGUCCAUUGACUCUGCAUAGAUUGCAAACUAUCGCACUUUUGGAGUGCAAAUUUGACGGCAAUCCAAUGCCCUCAAUAACUUGGAUAACGCCAACAAGGAUGGUGUAUCACUGGAACCCAGAACCAUUGAUACCAGACAUAUUCCACAAGCACGGCAUUGCCCACGAUCAAAAUUAUGAAAGUAUAGAUUACGCAAAGUCCAGAGUGAGAGUGCGUGAUGACGGUUCAUUAUUAAUAACAGAUAUUCGGAGAGAGGACAGCGGGACGUAUUUAUGUUACGCGACAAAUCCAUCGGCCAAUGUGUCCGCAGAAAUUGUGCUCAACCUAGAUCCUAUGACAAUGUUCGAAAUUAAAAUGUACAGUUUGCUUUGUGGAGCGAUUUGUGCAGCAGCCUUCCUAGGUCUAACACUCUUAGUUCAAGCAUUACGUUACAUAUUUUACAGGUUCCGUCUCCUUGAAACUUGCUGCAGUUGUUGUGCGUGUGUGAACAAGGGCAAACCUCAAGCUCGACAAAUACACAACAUGCUAGAUAACAUAGAACAAUAUAAAAGGCUACAGCUCGAAAAGUUGCGGGAAAAUUAUGCUGUCCAGGUACAUCGAAUAAAAGAGAACUGUACGCAACAAAUGGACUGGAUCCAAAGUAGUUAUUCAACUCAAGCCUCCCAUCUACGAAAUAUAAGAGACAUCGGAUCUAAUCAUAUAACUUCGAUGAAAGACCAGUAUCACGAUCAGGUGAAGCGCGUCCGAGAAUACUCCACGUCACAACUAAAUUGGGUGAGGGAAAAUUACGUUUUUCAAAGGAAUAAGAUACGCAAAUUUAGCGCGCAUCAGGUUCUGAGGUUGCGCGAAUCGUACAAGUACCAACAGCAAACUCUAAAUAAGGUCCUGGAGAACCUGCCCAGUUUAUACUUCGAGAACUGCCGUAGCGGGUCGUGCGGUCGAAGCGACUCGAUGGCCUUCGACCCGGACGUCGAAGUCAUCGACAUGUACCUCAAGACCAAAAUAGAAAAGCUGUCUAAACUCCCAAAUCCGAUCGACGACGAGAGUAAAAUGUCAGUUUACUACACGCCUACGGAGAGAUCUCUGACUUCCCGGCGAAACUCGCCCAUCUUUCUGCCCGAUGACAUUCACAUAAACAUGAUAGAACGGGGUCCACCACCCAAGUUGCUGGCGAUGAUAAAGCCGCUGCAGCCGGCACCGCCUCCGACGAUGGAGUCCUUAGCGGCGAUCCCUUCUACGAGCACCACUAAAACUUUAACGCCAGUGAGAAUACGAUACAACGAGGAAACGAAACCGUCCAGCGAGCCAUUAUUGGGGCGAGAGCGAGUAUUAGGCGAUAGUAAGCGGCACCUGUCCGGGAGCAUUAGUACACCAGAGCUGAAUAGAGAACUGGAGAGGGAGGAGGCAGCGAAACAGGCUCGCGUGCUUCUAGCGGUGGAGCUAACGAAACCAGACUGUCAAGUGCGUCACUCGGCCGGUCAGCUGGUGUGUGGCGAGUGUGUCCACCUCUGUGAGAACACGCCCUUGUAGUACAGGCUGUUAACGCGUGUUUUUAAAAUCUACGCGUUACGGAGCCGCGCCGGCCCCUGUCCCGACAUUAGUCUCUGUGAUUUCACUGAAUCGCCCUCCUACGUCUGAUUCACUGAACAUAUCUUGCCUCGUUGUUGUAAAGUAUUUUUAUGUGACUCGUGACGGGAAUGAGUGAUAACGAUAUGAAGUUAUACCGCUGUGUACUUCUAAGUAAGCUGUGAUAGUUUAGAUUCGAAUUAAAUUUAGCGAAAAUUGUCUCCUAGUGCUAGAUUAAGGAGAAUUAUAAACGAAACCUGUUCAUGUAGUGAAACAAUACUUUGUUUAAGAGUUCUGUGGCUAUUAGUGAAACUUGUAAAUAUUUUUUUAUUUCAAUCAAUUUUUCCAUUUUGAUGUAUUUUUAGUAACUCCUAGAGUAUUAUGCAUUUUGUAAUUGUUUCGAUAACAGUGUUAGUAAGGUGUAAGGAAGUUUUUUUUUUUAAUAAGAUGACGAAACGAGCGAGUAACUAUAUAUAAGUGAUAGCCCUGCCCAAAGCAAUAACAGUCCUAAACAACACUGCCGUUGCGCUCGUCAUCUUUAGUAAUGUUUGAAAAGUUGUUAUGGAUACUGCGAGACCAUUGUUAAUUGGUUUAUCAAAUGCGAGAUCCACUCCCAUUCUCUUCUAUCCAUCUGCACCACUUUACCGUAACUUUUAUACCCAUAGCCGGCAUUAACAUGUUUCCUAUUUAUGUGUAUAUAUACAUAAUAUAACAGACAUCUGGUAUAGACACUUGCAGUGUCAAAUCAAACUCAGCUGUCAUUAUAUAUAUAUUGUAUAAAUAUAACGUUUAUAAUUGUGAAUAUACAAAUAUUGUUGAACAUUUUCUAAAUAAUAUAAAAUCAAGAGUAAUUAGGGAAUCAUGAGAAAAUAAAUUAUUUUUCAAUGUAA